CGUAAUGACGUCACACCCAAACAAGAAACAGUUUGCUCGUCAUUAGCUCCUACUGACUUGAUUAAAGUAGAUUUAUCUUCGUAGUUAACUUUAAAAAAUGUCACAGGAUCCCUGGUUACAGAAUUAUGAUGCCACAUGUCGACUGGCACAGGAAAUAGCAGAAAAUAUUCAGGAACGGAACAGGCAGCAGAGAACUGGGGGGAAUCCAGCCAAAAUCAACAUGACUCUUCGGGCAUCGUUACAGAAGCUGAAACAGAAUAUUGCCCAGCUUAAAGAGAGUUUGUUGCGGGCUUCAUCAUCUCGACGGGUAAUGCAGGCAGAAGCUGACAGGAGGCAGAACCUUAUUGACGACCUGCUAACCAGGGAGAAGCAGCUCAAUGCUACGUUCAAGGGAGACAUCAGUGAGCCUGAACCAGCCAGGUCGACUCUGAUGGCUGGAAACGCAGGAGCAAGUGGAGGUGGUGCUGCCAAUCCCUGGUUGAUUAAUGAAACAGAGGAAACCAGGGGCCUGACUUUUGGAGAAAUCAAACAGCAGCAGCAACGAAUUAUUGAAGCCCAGGAUGCAGGUUUGGAUGCACUAGCAGCUGUCAUCAGCAGACAGAAGAUAAUGGGCCAGGAGAUUGGCAACGAGCUCGAUGAACAUAAUGAAAUAAUUGAUGACCUCGCACAUCUUGUGGACAAGACAGAUGACAGGAUUCGUAACGAAACACGAAGGGUGAAGCUAGUGGAAACAAAGUCAGCCUCCUGUGGGAUGCUGGUGGUGAUUGUGCUGCUUCUAAUAGCCAUCGUAGUGGUCGCUGCGUGGCCUGUGUAGCUGAAGGGGACGCGGGGAUCAUGGACCUAAGUUGGAUGACUACUUAAGUUACAGUUACGGAGUUGAAUGCUAAACAGUACACACACACACACACCAGACACCUUUUCUCUAUCGGUUUUAUUUUCAUCUUGCACCUCAUGUAAAAAACACAGACAUCCAAGCAAUGUGAAAUGAAGACCAAUUCUUUGUGUGAUGUGCAAAAAGCUCAAGCCUUUUUUUUAAUAGUCUGUUGGUAGAAUGAAGGCAACUGCAAAAAGUUUCUUUUUUUAUGCAUAUUGUAGAAGUUGUUAUUUUUAAUAAUCUGAUUAAACUGACUACACCUCUAUAAUUGUAAGUAUCGGGGAGAAAAUGUUUUGCUUGGACUGUGAUUAAUGUUGAUCCAACAGUAGGAUGUUCUGCAGGUAGCAGGGGCUUUCCUUUCAUGAGUGUGUGUCUGUGGGCUCACAUGUGCCUCACACUAGGGUACAGUAAUUCUGCAAGCUUUGUGAUAUUCCCUCUCACUUACUAUAUUUACCCAUGCUUUACUGUAGCUGUAAUGUUAUGGAUUUUAUAAUGUUUAUAGAAUAGUUCCCAGCCAAAACAAACAGCUUGGCUGGGACAUGGCUGUUUUCUUUCCUUGUAAAUCAGUUGAGUUGGUAAUUUCUAAUAAAUGACAUUUCCAGUUAA
Messenger RNA from Sphaeramia orbicularis (orbiculate cardinalfish), 1480 nucleotides. It is a transcript of the gene stx8, whose product is annotated as syntaxin 8. Lineage: Eukaryota; Metazoa; Chordata; Actinopteri; Kurtiformes; Apogonidae. Gene Ontology annotation, biological process: vesicle fusion; intracellular protein transport. The coding region runs from base 98 to 814 and encodes 238 amino acids. Gene Ontology annotation, molecular function: SNARE binding; SNAP receptor activity. The transcript has 8 exons. Gene Ontology annotation, cellular component: SNARE complex; endomembrane system. The record is from RefSeq and is a predicted model, not a curated record.